AUGAUGGUAUGUACUUCGGGAUGUCCGCCCCGUUGCCUUCGCACCGCCGUUCUGAUCGAUAUACUUACCGUCCUGCGGAUACAGCCCUACAUCGGCGACUGCGUCUUCACCAGGAACCUGUCGCCUCACAAAUUCCAGGCGUUCAUCUCCAGCGACACAGGGGGGAUCGACCUCUGGCACAGCAUCACCGACUCCUUCCAAGCGAGCAGAUGGCAGCGAUCUGGGUGGGAAGUCGUCGUGCUGCGGGACGAGAAGGAUACAUGGCGCAGGGGCGUCUACAUGCGCAUCAAGGACGUCUCCGUCUACAUCACCAUCCGCUCCACCGACGAUAUCGACGUCAAAUACGGGCGAGACGACCUCAUACCGUCGUUGGACAUGUGCCUCGAGCUCGAUCCGUGGGGCCCAGACGCGCUAGCGGCGACAAUCCCCGGACACCGCUACAACGCUCACGCGUGCUACGCGCAGCCGUACAUCGGGGAGUGCGUCCUCAUCAGGUCGACGGCGAGCGAGCCGUUCCGCGCGUUCGUCUCGAACUACCAGGGCGGCAGCAACUCGUGGUUCACCCUGCGCAGCUCGUUCAGGGAUGGCCGCUGGGAUCGCCGGGGGUGGGAGGUCCUGGUUUGCAAGGACGGCAAGGAUACGUGGCGCAUGGGCGUUUACAUCUAUAUCAAGCGCGUGACGGUAUACGUUACGGUGAAGGGCGUCGGGGAUGUCGAGAUCGAAUACGGGAGGGACGGGGCGUACAAAGAUGACGGGGGAAGGAUAGAGAGGGAGAUGCGCGAGGCGACUCGGAGGUCGAACUUGGUGGCCGGUGUUCUCGACGCUGAGAUUCUGUGUGACGACGAUGAACAGCCAUGUCCUAGGAUCCUCAGCGACAUCGACAUCAAACGCUGGAGGGAGAGUGUGCGUGACUCGUAUGACGCAGGCGAGGGUAUUGGAAGGGAGACGAGCGAAGCAAAGUUGAACCUGCUGCAAGGAGCCGUUCAGGAGGUGGACGCCGAGACCUUAUGUGGCGACUACGAGCCCUGCCCUAAGAAACUGGAUAUGCGAGAUAUCAGCGGGUUCGACUCUGAUCCGUGGGCGUAG
Pleurotus ostreatus (oyster mushroom) is the source of this 1086-nucleotide messenger RNA. RefSeq lists its product as uncharacterized. The record is from RefSeq and is a predicted model, not a curated record. The transcript has a single exon. Lineage: Eukaryota; Fungi; Basidiomycota; Agaricomycetes; Agaricales; Pleurotaceae. Bases 1 to 1086 code for a protein of 361 amino acids.